Nymphaea colorata (pocket water lily) is the source of this 2437-nucleotide messenger RNA. Its product is annotated as glucose-1-phosphate adenylyltransferase large subunit 1-like. Gene Ontology annotation, biological process: glycogen biosynthetic process. The record is from RefSeq and is a predicted model, not a curated record. Lineage: Eukaryota; Viridiplantae; Streptophyta; Magnoliopsida; Nymphaeales; Nymphaeaceae. Bases 462 to 2036 code for a protein of 524 amino acids. Gene Ontology annotation, molecular function: glucose-1-phosphate adenylyltransferase activity. The transcript is spliced from 15 exons.
UAGCAGCCUCUUCGGGUCUCCAGCCAUGUGGCCUCUCUCUCUCUCAACGAUGCACAUCUCCCCAUGACUGUUUGCCUAACAAUCAGAACCCUGUAGCUCCCUUUGUUUGCAGAGGCCUCAACGGUCCUCAGUGACCGAGGUGGUGGACAAAAGAGAUUUCGUAUUCCUGUGACUGGUAUUAAUAUAUGAGUUAUUGGUUGGCAUGAUCACAUGUCAAUGCAAGGGGAGUUUCAACACCAUACUGGCCAUUGUUCGUGUUCCUGAGGCCCACGUUACAUGGUUUUAAAAGCAUCCUACUGAAUCAUAAGUUCCCCACGACUGCCCACCUGGGUUUCUGCCUCCUGGCACUUCCUCUCUCUGUUUCUCCCUCGAGAUCUUCGCACCUUCUCUUUUCUCUUUCCUUGGCGUUUCAAUUAGUUCUUUUGAAGGUGGUGGUGGAGGAAAGUUAAGAGAAAAGGGUCAUGGAUUCUGCUAACAUGGUGCUGAAAGCUCGAGCCCCAACUGGAUGUGUUAACAGAGUUGAUGGACUCGAAAACUCCAAAUUUUGGGGUGACAGAUGCUUGAAAAACAGAGUAGUUUUUGGCUCCCAACUAGAGAAGAGGAUGAAAUCGAGAAGCUCAGGUGGGAGGAUGAAUGUUGGUGUUACACGCUCUGUUCUCACUGAUAUCAACAAGGAUGUUUUGACCUUCCGGGAACCUGUUUUUAUACAGGAACAAGCAGAUCCGAAAAAUGUUGCUGCAAUAAUAUUAGGUGGUGGAGCUGGAACUCGCCUCUACCCACUUACCCGAAGAAGAGCAAAGCCUGCGGUUCCCAUUGGAGGAUGUUACAGACUCAUUGAUGUUCCAAUGAGCAACUGCAUAAACAGUGGAAUCAACAAGAUUUUCAUUAUGACCCAAUUUAACUCUGCAUCUCUUAAUCGCCAUCUUGCUCGCACAUACAACUUUGGGAAUGGAGUCAAUUUUGGAGAUGGGUUUGUCGAGGUAUUAGCAGCAACUCAGACUCCUGGUGAAUCUGGAAUGAAUUGGUUCCAAGGCACAGCAGAUGCUGUGAGGCAAUUUAUUUGGGUUUUUGAGGAUGCCAAGAAUAAGAAGGUGGAGCAUAUUCUCAUAUUAUCUGGUGAUCAUCUAUAUAGAAUGGACUACAUGGACUUUGUGCAGAGACAUGUUGAUACAGGUGCUGACAUAACUGUUUCAUGUGUUCCAAUGGAUGACAGUCGUGCAUGUGACUAUGGAUUGAUGAAGAUAGAUGAAAAAAGUCGAGUUGUCAAUUUUGCUGAGAAACCCAAGGGUGCUGAUCUAAAAGCCAUGCAAGUGGACAACACUCUUCUAGGGUUGAGUCCUCAGGAAGCUAAGAAAUAUCCAUACAUUGCAUCCAUGGGGGUUUACGUAUUUCGAACCUCUGUUCUACUGAAGCUACUAAGAUGGAGGUAUCCCACAGCCAAUGAUUUUGGAUCAGAAAUCAUUCCUGCAGCUGUCAAAGACCAUAACGUGCAGGCAUAUUUAUUUAAUGAUUACUGGGAAGAUAUAGGAACAGUCAAAUCUUUCUUCGAUGCUAACUUGGCUCUUACAGAACAGCCUCCGAAGUUUAGUUUCUAUGAUCCAAAUACACCUUUCUUCACAUCACCACGAUAUCUUCCUCCAACUAAAAUAGAAAAAUGCCGGGUUAUCGAUUCAAUAAUUUCCCAUGGAUGCUUCUUACGAGAAUGCAGUGUUAAGCACUCCAUUGUAGGUGUGCGCUCACGUCUAGAAUAUGGUGUGGAGUUGCAGGAUGCCAUGAUGAUGGGAGCUGACUACUACCAAACUGAAGCUGAAAUUGCAUCUCUCCUGGCAGAGGGAAUGGUUCCCAUUGGUGUAGGUCAGAACACCAAAAUCAGGAACUGCAUCAUCGACAAGAAUGCUAAGAUUGGUAAGAAUGUAGUCAUCGUGAACAAAGAUAAUGUUAGAGAAGCAGAUCGACCAUCAGAAGGAUACCAUAUUCGCUCUGGUAUCACGGUAAUACUGGAGAAUGCAACCAUCAAGGAUGGAACUGAAAUAUAAGCUAAUCUCAAGUUGGAUUCUUUACUUGCUAGAGAUGGACCAGACUAGACGCGUAGCACACUUAGCAAUGCUCUUGAGCAUCUCCUGUAAAAGUGCGAACUGUAAUGGAAAAUAGUCGUAGAGCUGCUACUCCAACGUAGAAGCCUUAAUGGCCGUGUAAAAUGAGUCUGGUAUGUCUUCCCACUACGGGCUAUAUUUUCAGGUUCCAAAUUUCAGAAUAAGAGCGGAUGUGAGAAUCACUAUCUACAUGUAAAUUAGUUACUUCUCGCUGCAUGAUAGGAUAUUCAAGUGGUAAUUUUAAGGAAUGCCUGGUGGAAAAAUUAACUGAGGUCUUAUGAUCCUCUGCAUCAUGUAAAUAUUUUCCAGAUAUCAAUGAAAACCUCGGUCGGCUUCGUAUUUAA